UGUGGUUCGGUUUUUGUAACGAGGUGUUGUGCAAAUGGCUGAUAUUGCUGGCUUACAAGAGGCAGCUGGUUCUAGAUUUUCUUCGCGGAGUUGAUUGGGAGAGGAUCUUCGGGGAUGUCUAUAAAGCGUUUGAUAAGGAGCUUAACAAAGAAGUUGCUAUUAAAGUUAUUGAUUUGGAAGAAUCAGAGGAUGAAAUUGAGGACAUUCAGAAGGAAAUUUCUGUUUUGUCACAAUGCCGAUCGCCAUAUAUUACUGAGUACUAUGGUUCUUAUCUCCACCAGACAAAACUGUGGAUAAUUAUGGAAUAUAUGGCCGGUGGCUCUGUUGCUGACCUACUCCAAUCAGGUCCGCCACUGGAUGAAAUGUCAAUCGCUUGCAUUUUACGUGAUUUGCUGCAUGCUAUUGAAUAUUUACAUACUGAAGGAAAAAUUCACAGAGAUAUAAAAGCGGCAAACAUUUUAUUGACAGAGAAUGGUGAUGUUAAGGUUGCAGAUUUUGGCGUUUCUGCACAAUUAACAAGGACAAUAUCAAGGAGAAAGACAUUUGUAGGAACUCCAUUCUGGAUGGCACCAGAGGUGAUUCAAAAUUCAGAAGGGUACAACGAGAAGGCAGAUAUCUGGUCUCUGGGAAUAACUGUGAUUGAGAUGGCGAAAGGAGAGCCCCCACUUGCAGAUCUUCACCCAAUGAGAGUUCUUUUUAUAAUACCUCGAGAAAAUCCACCGCAGUUGGAUGAACAUUUUUCUCGCCCUAUGAAAGAGUUUGUUUCAUUGUGUUUGAAGAAAGUACCUGCUGAGAGGCAAAGUGCGAAGGAACUUCUCAAGCAUCGAUUUAUCAGGAAUGCUAGGAAGAGUCCAAGGCUUCAGGAGAGAAUAAGAGAGCGGCCAAAGUACCAAAUAAAGGAAGAUCCAGAUACACCAAUAAAUGGUGUUAGAUCUGUAGGAGACGGGUCUGGCACUGUGAAGGUGGCAAGAGAUGUGAGAAGUGAUGAAACCGUUCGAGCCAGUAGUCAGGGGCAAACCACUAGAAAUGCUGGGUGGGACUUCAGUAUUAGUGGAUCACAGAGUACAGGAACUGUCAGAAGUGCUGUAAGGCCACCUCAGAUUAGAGAAAGGAAACCAGAAGUUUCGUAUAAUCAAGCUACCCAAAGGAGAACUUUAGAGGGUGAUAACCAGUGGUCUGGAAGUGCAUUUCGUGAAUCGCUAGAACUUUCUUCUGGAAAAGAUGCUAGGGAUUUAUAUCAUGAUGACUACGAGGAUAAUAGCUAUGAAGAUGAUGAGGUGAGUGGCUCAGGAACCGUUGUUAUAAGAAGCCCAAAAAAAUCUCAAUCAUCUGGUCUCUUCCAUGAUCGAAGUAGUCUGUCUAGCAGCAUGUAUUCUGCUGUUGAAGACGCUUCUACCAGUGGAACUGUUGUGUAUCGUGGUCAACAUGAUGAGCCUGAUUAUAUUCGCACUCCAAAAUCCAGACUAGGAAUUCAAGAGAGAACUGCAAGUGCCUCACUUGAAGACAGUUCACAAAACCUAGCGGAGGCAAAAGCUGCUAUUCAGAGUGGGUUUAGGAAAGGGAAUGCUAGAGAAAGAUUAGGGCUGGGCAAGAUCAAUAAUGAUGGGCAGGAAUAUCGAAGAAGAGAGCAAAUAACAAGCAGCUCUGAUUCUUCCAGAGAUUCCCGGGACUACUUUGAUGCACAAAGAGCAUUUUCUAGAUCACGCCAAGCAAGUGAUGAUGAAGAUAGUGCAAGAAUAACAUCAUCAUCUGCACCAUUGUCAGUUUUGCUUAUCCCUUCCUUAAAAGAGGCAGUUGCUGAUGAUGCAGAAGGACCUGUUGUGCAUCAGGUCAUAAGUUCAUUAAUGAAUAUGGAACGCAUGAAGCCAGGUUCUUGUGAAGUUCUUGUCAGAAAGUUGCUUCAGCAAUUAGCAAGUUCAAAAGAGUCUUCGAUGAAAGAUAUCCAGGAGCUGGCUGCUCGCAUCUUCGCAAAGUUCAAAACAACAUCUGAAUUAACACAAAAUGUAAAUUCCGAGGCUGAUAACAAGAAAAAGCAACAAACAAAGGAAGUACCAUCAAACGCUAAUUUAAGCCCACUUGCGAGGUUUCUACUCUCAAGAUGGCAAGGGCAAGCUUCUCGGGAUCUCAACCCAACUUAAAACCGGAUGUUGGAACGGCAAUUACAUCUUUGUUAGUGUGUUUUCUGUUUAUGCAUUUAUUCUGAUUUGAUGUACAUAACAUUGUAAGAAAUUGUGUAUUUAUUAUCCACCAUUAUUAUUUUUCUAUCUCAAAAUUUUGUUUUGCAGUUGCAGAAGCUUUGGUGCAUAAUUAGGUUUGCUAUUAUUAGCAUUGUA
Messenger RNA from Pistacia vera, 2333 nucleotides. Its product is annotated as germinal center kinase 1. NCBI's taxonomy places the organism in Eukaryota, Viridiplantae, Streptophyta, Magnoliopsida, Sapindales, Anacardiaceae. Gene Ontology annotation, biological process: protein phosphorylation. The record is from RefSeq and is a predicted model, not a curated record. The transcript has 20 exons. The coding region runs from base 300 to 2138 and encodes 612 amino acids. Gene Ontology annotation, molecular function: ATP binding; protein kinase activity.